UUUAAAACCAUUGUUACGAGUUCGCUCCUGGUUGGAUAGUUUGAGUACUUUUAGGGCAAACGUUUUCGGAGUGAGCUUUGUGAACUCUUUUAACAACCUGCCAGAGAGUUGUGACGGCACCGAGUGUGGGCUGUUUCAAGACCAAACUUGACUAACACUGGGGCUGGUUCAGAUACAAUCAGGAGCCAGUACUUAGCAACAGUGCGUAAUAGAGACGUGACCAACAGCACAAGCGGCUAACGAGCCGAUAAGUGGCUAAGAGGACAAAGGUUCCAGCAUUCAAAAAAUAAGUAAUUGCCUUAGGAUGCAUAGGAUUUUUUUGGCUCAGAAGAGAGUACCAAAGGUGAACUUGUCCAAUUUCAACACAGAGAUUGUGAACCCUUCAUGUGUACAGCAUUCCUCUGGCCAGUUGCCAGUUGUGUUCGGUCACAAAAUAUUUAAAAAUCAUUUUGUUACUGCAUCAAGCUUAAGUGGUAAAGAAUUCAACAGGAUCAGAAAAUCAAGCAAUAGAACUGAUUUUAAAAAUUUUAUUCAUCAAAAUAUCAUCAACACUGCUAAUGUAAAUACAUCUGAGGCUGAGAGUAAAACUGAGAAUGAAACUACGAGAAAGAAGGACUUCAAUUUUGAUGCACUUGGAGCCUGGGAUAACCGUAUUGACCUCCCGAUCAUGAUGGAGGCCAGCAUUAAACAUGGUACUCCUAUACCAAUGAUUGUUCCCGCUGAUGUUGGCUGUUCAAGCAUUCUUGGAAAACGCACAUACCAAGAAGACAGAUAUGUUAUAGUGGAACUUCCCAACAAUAUUUUGUGUUGUGCAGUUUUCGAUGGUCAUGGAGGGAAGGAGUGUUCAGAAUAUUGUGCACAAAAUCUUAAGGUGAGAGUUAUUCCUGUAAACAUCUUUAAAAGAGCAGAGGUUUUCUGGCCUGUAACUUUUGGCUGGCAGCCUAUGGUAAUAAAAGCUGCUAAUAGGGAAGUUAAUUUUCCUUAGGGAAGUCCCAGUUAUUUAGCCCAGGGUGCUGUAUUAACCCACAUGAAUGCAUGGAUCAUCCCCACCUCCUCAUCACACCCAUUGGCCCAUUAUGAUGAUACCAGGUUUAACAUUUGUCCUUUAGUAUGGUAGAAUCAGUCCCACUAAAUGAGUAACUGAUGAACAAGAAUUCGGUUUAACCCCCUUCUCUACUGGAUGUCACUUUUAAUAUUUUAUUUGGCUGAUGCCAGAUGAUUUUAUUCAGCCAAGUUGUUAAUUAGCUUAGUGUUUUAGGGUAUUUUAAUUCAAUUAACAAAUUUCUUUUUGCUUUAAUGAGCAAAGUUAUCAGUGAAUCAGCUCACAUUAUUAUUCAUGGAGGGAGGUUAAUCAUGUUUUGUCUUUAGUUAAGCAGCCAGCUGAGCUAGUGCAUUUGUAGACACAUUUUCUAUUCUAUACUGUACUCUGAGGUAAGGGGAAAAACCAGGCAAGUCUCCUUACACCUGCUGCCUCUGUUCACCUAGCAGUGAGAAAGAACCGGGCUGUUGUGGGUUACAUCCUGGUGAAUGGCCCAGUGCAGUACAGUAUCAUUAAAGAAGUGGGACCUAAAUUCCUACCUAGGUGUAUGACUGAAAUGUGGGUGUAAACCCAAAACAAGUGCCAAAGUCAAUGGCAGACUAACCCAGCCUGGCUAGCCAGUGACCCUAGGCAUCUUGGUGGAGUUUAUUUUCAAGGCACUGGCCAGUACAGUGUCACGUGCUGUCCACAGCACUCUUUUGUCACUCAGAAAGCAUUGCAGUUUCUAACCAGGUAUGCUGCCAUUGAAAUGUCUCAAAACAAAUGAAAAGUGAUGGUGAUGAAUGCAGUAGUGCAAAAGAAAACAUAAAAAGUGCUUAUUAAGGUCAUCUUGGCAGGAGUCGCCAAGGUACCUGUGCCUCCAAGAGGCUCAUAGCUGCACAUUCCUGCCAGCUGAUUUCACCCUCCACUUCUUCAUUCUACCUGUUUAUUUUUCAACUAUUCAACUCCAAGUUAAUUAGCAUGUAUGAAUA
This is a messenger RNA of Homarus americanus (American lobster), 2010 nucleotides long. Its product is annotated as protein phosphatase 1K, mitochondrial-like. The transcript has 3 exons. Bases 305 to 985 code for a protein of 226 amino acids. The record is from RefSeq and is a predicted model, not a curated record. Lineage: Eukaryota; Metazoa; Arthropoda; Malacostraca; Decapoda; Nephropidae.